CUUUUUUUUCUUAAAAAAAAGCCCAAAAUUAAAGCCUAAAUCAUGGAUCGUUACCCCGCUGACGAUGGAGUGCCGAUGACGAAUAAAUUAAAAUAUUAUUUGCCCGCGAUAAUAUUAGGGAUAUAUCUAUUCAUGUUUUUGUGCAUUUUUUGUAUCUUAAAACCUUGGAAAACAAGUAGUGAAAGCGGAUGGCGUGAAACUUUAUUCCUUGCUACUUUUAUACCAAUCUAUGCUGUCGCCUACCCGGUCUAUCUUCUUUUUGGCUUCCUUUUUGACGCUUUGCUGAAAUUUGCUUCAUUCAUGUGGGCACGCAGCUCUUUCAUCUGUUGCUAUGGCAGCUAUUCUUAUUUUCUAUACAAUUACUGCAAAUUUAAAAAAAGCAGCGGCAUGAACCAAGAAAACGCUUUUGGUACCCAAUUACCGUGUCAUAAUGCUAUUGAUGCUCGUUAUAUUGAUGACUCGGGAUCAGGCCUUGUUUACGACCGUGGUGAUAACGACGACGACGAUAACGGCGUUACUGAUGAGAACAAUAUCGGUCUUGCAGUGAUGGAAACAGAAGGAUAUAUGUAUUCUGCUGCAGAGGCACCAAGUCUUUCCAUUACACCAGCGCAGUCUAGGCCUAUCGGUACUUCUUCGUCACCUUCACAAUUACCAUGA
Zychaea mexicana is the source of this 657-nucleotide messenger RNA. RefSeq lists its product as uncharacterized. The coding region runs from base 43 to 657 and encodes 204 amino acids. The record is from RefSeq and is a predicted model, not a curated record. The transcript has 3 exons. NCBI's taxonomy places the organism in Eukaryota, Fungi, Mucoromycota, Mucoromycetes, Mucorales, Lichtheimiaceae.